UGUAUGCGCCUUUCAGUUGGUUGCGAUCGGCCAAUACAAAUGUAAAGAAGAAGAACAAUCCGUUCCCAUACUGCAAUGCGUCAAUAAUUUGAUAAUGUACCAAAAUGACACUGAUCUACAAGGCACUGAUGGUUCAGGCAUUCUUGGGAGUCCUGAUGUACGCAGACGGAUCCCCAUUAAGCUGCUAUCCAAGCAGCCAGUCAGAAGCAAGGCUGUUAACCACUCACAGAGACCCUUAAGCAGACUCCCCUCCAAAACCCAGUCUAAUGAUGAAGAGGGCUUUGGGUUCAAGCAGGAAGAUAGAUUUGAGCGCAAGUCUGGAGAUGCGUUAGGCAACCAGAGGAGGUUCUCUCAGCCCCUGUUCUGGGACUACAAACUGAAUCUGGUUGGCGAAAAGGACGACACGCCAGUUCAUUUCUGUGAGAUAUGUGGCCUUCCCAUAAAGCUCUAUGGACGCAUGAUUCCCUGCAAGCAUGUAUUUUGCUAUGAUUGUGCCCUGCUCCAUGAGAAGAAGAUGGAAAAGAUGUGUCCAGGUCUCACCCUAUACAGCUGCACAGAUCCGGUCCAGCGGGUCGAGCAGUGCCUGCGGGGCCUCCUCUACAUGUGCAGCAUCGUUCCGGGCUGCAAGCGCACCUACUUGUCCCAGCGCGACCUGCAGGCCCAUGUCAACCACCGACACAUGAGGGCAGCCAAGGCUGCAGGAGGGGGCAUCCUACCACGCCUAGAGCCCUUGCAUCCACAACUGGCCUCAGAGCCACCUGACCACCACCGUCGGCUACCACUGCCCCACCUGGCCAAAGGCCCCCCCACUUUUAUCCAGGCUACUCAAUACUGCCCCUGCAGCCCAAAGAGGUUAAAAGCCUUUAUUGAAUUCACAAGUUCUUGUAAGUGUUAUAUUUGUAAGACGAUUUUCCACCACAUACGUGGCGAGCUUGGCCAGGAGAUCAAGGGACCACGGAGAGUGACGUUCCGGGCUGGCGACAGUUUCUUUGGACAAUCUUGCAAACGGGUGGCCACCCAACUAUUAAAAGGUAAGCUUGUUCUUACAUAGUUGAAUGUUUGUAUAAAUUGCUUCAGAGAUACUGUCUCAGCGAGAAGGGCGUCACGUUGGUCUCUCUUUAAAUUUCCUAAAAACCCAGUAAAUGCUAAGAACUUUUGAAUUCAAUGAAUUGCAUGCAUGUGUGAUUUUGGGGGUUGUCAAAAGUAAACAUAUAUGUGCAUGUGUAGGGACUAAGUGAGUAGGGGCUGUGAACCUUGCUGGUGUCGGGCGUUUAGCGGAGGGGGCUUGCACUCGUUCUGAUCGUACCGUUAGAACGGACCCACGUGUCUGGCUUGAUUGGGAGGAGUCGUUCCGUCUGAUUCUGCUUGGCCGAGCUCGACUGUCUCAGGGUCUGUUUUGGGAUGUGCGUAAACACAGCCCAAUCAACCUGAGCGGGCGACUUGAGUCGGGUGUGUGUGAUUCGGACUGCCCCUCUCACCGGACCAUUCAUUUGGGGACCUUGUGUGGCCUGACUGGUGCGGCGGUUUGCGCUCUCUGACUGAGCUGCCUGGCCCGGUGUGGGGCUGCGGCUGUCUGCCCAUACGGUCAAAACAGAUAAAGUAGUUAGAAAGCCCACGAUACCACCCUUUAACUUCUCUGCGCUACGCAUCCCUAAUACGGGAUCACUUUCCUAAACAACCGC
Molecule: messenger RNA, 1682 nt
Organism: Salvelinus namaycush (lake trout)
Lineage: Eukaryota; Metazoa; Chordata; Actinopteri; Salmoniformes; Salmonidae
Product: E3 ubiquitin-protein ligase Hakai-like
Exons: 6
Coding region: 95-1051 (318 amino acids)
Biological process (GO): protein ubiquitination; regulation of cell adhesion
Molecular function (GO): ubiquitin protein ligase activity; metal ion binding
Source: RefSeq, a predicted model, not a curated record